Drosophila innubila is the source of this 1014-nucleotide messenger RNA. Its product is annotated as odorant receptor 59a-like. Gene Ontology annotation, biological process: sensory perception of smell; detection of chemical stimulus involved in sensory perception of smell. Lineage: Eukaryota; Metazoa; Arthropoda; Insecta; Diptera; Drosophilidae. Gene Ontology annotation, molecular function: olfactory receptor activity; odorant binding. The transcript is spliced from 2 exons. Gene Ontology annotation, cellular component: plasma membrane. The record is from RefSeq and is a predicted model, not a curated record.
AUGGUAAUCGACAGCCGGAAUUUCUUCAGAAGUCACUGCGCUGUCUGGAAGAUACAUGGUCUUACCCAUGACCAGGUGACCUGGAAGAAAGUAUACAUUGCCUUUAAUGUAGUGUAACAUCUGUUAAUAACCAUUGGCUAUCCACUGCACUUGGGCAUAUCAGUUUUUCGCAAUGGCAACCUCACAGACGAUAUCAAAAGCGUUACGUUUAUAGCCACAUACGUUGCCUGCUCCCUGAAGUUUGUCAUAUACGCCUACAAUUUUAACAAGCUCCGGAGAAUGACGGAACUGCUAGUGCUAUUGGACUCGCGGGUGAAAAGUCCGUCAGAGAUGGAUAUCUACAACCAGUUGAAAACUGAGAUUCGAAUAAUUCAUUAUGUGUUUAUAGGCUUGUGUGUUAUAUGUGCAACAUCGGCUGAGUUGGCUUUUAUCCUGCAGGAUGGCUGCGAACUCAUGUACCCCGCCUGGUUUCCAUUCGAUUGGCGAAGUUCCUCGCGCAACUUUUACUUAGCCAACUUGUAUCAGAUUUUUGGCUCAUGCUUUCAAAUAACGCAAAACUAUGCAAACGAUUGCUUUCCCAUCAUUAUGUUGUGCAUUAUCUCAGCCCACAUAAAGAUGCUCUACUGUCGCCUCGAGCAAAUUGGAGUCCAUGAAUCAGAGGAGGUUGAUUUGGAAUUUGAACUGGAGGCUUGCAUAAAAGAUCACAAAAUCUUGCUAGACCUAUUUAAAACCAUGGAGUCCUUCAUGUCAUUGCCAAUUCUCAUUCAAAUUGCUGUCAGCGCCUUGAAUUUCUGCGUCAGCAUUGCUGGUGUGCUCUUCUUUGUAACUGAGCCUAUGUCCCGCACAUAUUUAGUAUUCUACGCAAUUGCAAUGCCACUACAGAUCUUUCCCACCUCUCGGAAACAGAAAACUGCCAUGGCAGGUGGAAUGCUUCGCAUCCGUGUGGAUACCUUUUUUUCUACCCUCAAAUUUGCCUACUCCCUAUUUACAAUCAUACUUCAAAUGCGAAAGUGA